AUAAUGUCGUUGGAGUUGGAGUUGGAGUUGGAGUUGAGGAUGAUUCACAUUCAAGUCUUUGAAAAGCGACAUUAAGAUGACGACGACCCAGCUCCAGCCAGGGUCCGUUAAAUUCCAAGAGUCGGCAACCCAGCUCAUCCAUCUUAACUCUCCCUUUUUCCUCACAUGCCUGCAUUUAAAGUCAUCUACAUCUUUCACUUUCUUCAUAUCUAUCAAUAAUUUGGAGACCUGGGUUUUGUUGUAAGGAAGAAAAAGAAGUGAACUUUGAUCAGAAAAGGAAGAAUGGGAUCAAAUGAGAAAGACAGUGUGAUUGGUGUGGAAGCUAAUGAUGGAGUGGAAGAGCAACAGAGUUUGGAAAGCAAUGAGAUUGAGAAAAGCAAAGUGGGUAUCAUGAGAGCGCUUGUGGAAAGAGAAGAUCCCUCCUCCAAGGAAGUGGAUGAUUUCAUGGUCCGGAGAUUUCUACGCGCUCGCGAUCAAGACAUUGAAAAGGCUUCUAACCUGUUCCUCAAGUACCUGAGUUGGAGGAAAGCAUUUAUGCCAAAUGGUUCAAUCUCAGAGUCAGAGAUUCCAAGAGAACUAGCACAUAACAAGCUGUUUAUGCAAGGUGUGGACAAGAAGGGGCGCCCCAUUGUUGUUGUCUAUGGUGGGAGGCAUAAGCACACCAAGCUAGAGGAGUUUAAACGUUUUGUAGUCUACACCCUUGAAAAGAUAUGUGCCAGAAUGCCAGCAGGGCAGGAAAAGUUUCUGUCCAUUGCAGAUCUUGAAGGAUGGGGAUAUGCCAAUAGUGACGUUCGUGGAUACUUAGCAGCUCUAACAAUCUUACAGGAUUGCUAUCCAGAGAGGCUUGGCAAGUUAUUUAUCGUCCAUGCACCUUACCUAUUCAUGACUGCUUGGAAGAUGGUUUACCCUUUUAUCGAUGACAAAACCAAGAAAAAGAUCAUUUUUGUGGAGAACAAAAAGCUGAACUCUACAUUACUUGGUGAUAUUGAUGAGAGUCAGCUGCCUGAUGCAUAUGGAGGCAAAUUGCCAUUAGUUCCGAUCCAAGACUGCUAACAGAAUACCUUCUCGUCCAGUUCAGUUAUAUUGAUGAAAGACGAAUACAUAGACGCAAAUUCUCGGUAAUUCUUGUGUGAAGUUCAUAGACAGAGAAGUAGUUUCAUUUUCUGCUUUAUGUUCUACUACAUGUACACGUAACCUGAUAACAAAUUCCACAUUCUUAACCCUUUGGACAACUGCCACUUGAAAAGGGUCAUAUAUUGUAUCACCAUGUUGAGUUAUGGCUACGCUUGUAGGCUUACGCCUACUUGUUUCUAUACCAUAUGAAAUGCAGAUUCAGACCCAAGAAACUCACUGUUUCAAGGGGGUUUUCAACUGUGUUUCAGUUCAAUA
Molecule: messenger RNA, 1389 nt
Organism: Argentina anserina (silverweed cinquefoil)
Lineage: Eukaryota; Viridiplantae; Streptophyta; Magnoliopsida; Rosales; Rosaceae
Exons: 6
Coding region: 283-1053 (256 amino acids)
Source: RefSeq, a predicted model, not a curated record